Messenger RNA from Mytilus trossulus (common blue mussel), 6703 nucleotides. RefSeq names its product E3 ubiquitin-protein ligase HECW2-like. The record is from RefSeq and is a predicted model, not a curated record. Gene Ontology annotation, cellular component: cytoplasm. Gene Ontology annotation, biological process: protein polyubiquitination; regulation of dendrite morphogenesis. The transcript is spliced from 29 exons. Lineage: Eukaryota; Metazoa; Mollusca; Bivalvia; Mytilida; Mytilidae. Gene Ontology annotation, molecular function: protein binding; ubiquitin protein ligase activity. Bases 225 to 5330 code for a protein of 1701 amino acids.
CAUGAAUCAUCAUUCAGAAUGGAGUCUGCAGGAAGUCUGAUUCUCAAAGUUGAUGUCAGAAAAAUAUUUUCAUAAUUCUAUGUCAGCUUUGAGGUUGAAAAGAAAAGGAUAAAUUUGAAUCUUGUAAGAUUAAACAUUGCUCUAGUUGAGGACAUUCAGCAAAUAUGGGUUGAUUGUUUACUAAUUAAGGGAAGGCAAAAUCAGUAUGUAGAGUUGAAUCGACUAUGGCAGAAGCAUCAAGCUCCUCAGGCUAUGGUGCUGUAGAUGAUUUAUCUUUGCCUAUUCCACAGUCUCCACAUUUAGAGAGAGUUCAUAUAAGAGAGAGAAGCAACAGUGAAAAUGACCUGACUGCUGGUUCACCACAAAAUCUAUCAUUCCUAGAUGUUAGUACAAGAGCAGUUGAUUUGUCAAAGGACCCAACAAUAAAAGUGACCUGGGAUAUAAAAGAAGAUGUGAGUGCAGAUGAUUGGAUCGGUUUAUAUUCUUCAGGAGAGACAGACAAGUCUCAGUUUUGGGACAGUAAAGGUCGAGGAGGAAAUGGAGGACAAACAGGAGAACUCCUUUGGGAUUUACAUGAUGUAAUGUACAAAUUUACAGAAGAUAAGACCAAAGUGUGUUUCAAGUACUAUAUUGGUAAUACAAGUCAGAUAGUAGCCACUAGUCCAUCUGUAACAGUCAUCAAUAGUAAAACAGGAAAGAAAUAUACAAAUGAAGAAUACACACAUGCAUUAGUGGAUUACAAGAAGAACUUAGUACGAAUUAUCUUGUCAGAUUUAGAAGCAUGUAACCUAAAGAAGGGAAUGUUCUUUAAUCCUGACCCUUAUGUUAAAAUGACAUUGAUCCCUAGCAAAGUGUAUUCCCCACAAGUACAUCAUUACCAGGAAAGAAGAACUUCUAUAGCCAGUAAUACAACUAAUCCACACUGGAAAAAUCAGACUUUUACCCUAGACACUCUACCUGCUGAUGUUAUUGAAUUUGAAAUCAAAGAUAAAUUUGCUAAGAGUCGACCAACUAUUAGUAGAUUUCUAGGGAAAGCUUCUCUACCUGUACAGAAAGUCCUUAAUAAAUCAGUUCCAGGGGCUGCUGAAUUUGACUUAGAUUUAACCAGACGUAACCCAUCAGACAGUGUGUCUGGCUCCCUCAGAUUCAUGGCUGAAGCAGAGAUUUAUGAUGGAGAACACUUUACAUUUCCAGCAGUUAGACAAAAAGCACCAAACAAGCGUCAGGUGUCUCUUCCAGAAGAAAGUUUUAGUUUUAAAAAAUCACCUCAAAUUCAACGACAUAACACAGAUCCGGAAUCUGUAACUAAUGGCAACUGUGACACAAAUAUUGAUAAUGAUCAGGAAGAUUCUGGCAUAUCUUUACCUCAUGAAAGAAUUCCUGAUGAUGUGGAUAUAGAACUAGCAGAAAAUGAAGCAGAAAUAUUAAGUUGUAGUCCUCCUAAUCUUGCUUCUGUGCCUAGCAUCGUUUGUGGUUACAAUAGUCAUAUAGAUUCACAAAGUUUACGAAGUGAUGAGAUAAGUACAGCACCGAAUAGUGAUAAUUCAGGAGGAAUGGAAAUAGAAUCUUCUUUAGGAAAUAAUGAAGCAUUAAAUGGCUUGACAUUAAUUCAUGCAUUUGAUAGUUCAAGUGGAAAUUCUUCAGCAGAAAGAAUUGAAUCAUCAGAAUCUGUGUUGGACCGUGAUGAUAUUAUGAGCACGGCUAGUUCAUGUGAUGUAGAAGUACAGCUAACAUUAAUGGGGGUUGAAGGGGGAACUGAUGAGACUUUACCUGGACCCCCUCCUACCUUACCCCCAAGAACUUACAAAGCUCCACCGCUUCCCCCUCGGAGUAGGAAUAGUGAUGCCCCACCUUUACCCCCCAGGACCCCAGAAAGGACACUAGAGAAACCAACCUUUCCCAAAUCUUCUGUGAGUCCAGUGGCCAUAUCUGAUGGUCAUUCGUUAGAGUUACCUCCCCCUCCUUUGCCACCAAGGACAUAUAGUCCUAUCAGUUUGACCUCUAAUUCUGAUGAGUUAUCUCUUCCAGCAUUGGCCGAGGCUGCAGUGGAGGAGGAGACCAAAGACAGUUUUGAUAGUACUGAGGCAUUCUUGGGUUCAAAUGACAGUUGUGGCUCAGAAGGGGCUGUAGGAGGUCCUGUCAAGGUUAAAAAUGAAUCUCCACAUAAUAUAAUACGGACAAAACAUGGUUCACUAAAAGGUGGAGGAUCUUCUCAUAAAGUAGAAAUAGCCAGAGCUUCAACCAUUGAUAAUUCUAACUGUGAUUUAGUUGUGAAACAAAAAACAAGGAAAACACAUAGUGAUCCAACAAAAAAUGACACAUCAUCAACAAGUGAUAUUAAUUUGUCAGAUUCUAGUAGAAAUUUAUUUGCUCAGUUAUCUUCCUUGCCUUCUAUAGAUUCUGUUGUUUCUGUCAGUCAGUGUAAAAGAAACAGUCAUUCUGUAGAAUGUAGCCCACGAUCAAGUCCUGUGUCAGUCAUUACAUCAUAUUCAGACUCAGUCACAGAUAAAACACGUCACAAACAUAAACAUAGUGAUAGGACUUAUAAACAAAGUGAUUCAGUACAUGCAACACCAAUUCGGCCAGUUUGUGAUAGGUCAUCAGUGUCCGCUUCUCCUCCCAGAAUAGUGCCAAGAACACGAAUGCUUAGUGAGGAGGAAAAGCAACAAAAUAGACAGCAUAUUGUGCAACAACUUCAGCAAUGGACAGAAAAACAAAAACACAAAUCAAAAGCAGAAUCUAAUAAUGGCGAGGAUAGUAGUUUUUCAGGUUGUGAGAAUUCUAGUGUUAGUAAUGAAACGUUGGAAAAUGUAUCUGGGAUGUCAUCGUUAGACUCAGUAUCCCCUUCUUUGCAUGAUCAGACUGAUAGUCAAAGUGCAACAGCAAGCCCAGUAAAUGGUACCUCAGAAGAUCAACCAUCUAAUUCAGUUGUGUGGCAGUUAAGACAGCCACAAUCUCAGCCACAAGCAUCAACUUCAGCACAAAUCCCAGAGCCACAGUCACCCCUACCUAAACUACCAGCCAGGAAAAAGUUCCAGAAGGUAGACCCUACACAUGGGGAUGACCCCUUACCUCCAGGUUGGGAGGCAAGAGUAGAUAGUCAUGGGAGAAUAUUCUAUAUAGAUCAUAUCAACAGAACAACAACAUGGCAGAAACCAUCUAGUGGUCAGAACACAAUACAAAGACGUCCUACAAUCAGCUCGGAACAAAGACAACAACUGGACAGACGAUAUCAGAGUAUCAGAAGGACAAUCAAUCAACGACCUGAACCUGAACCACCAAGUGCUGAGUCAUCUGGUGGCAGUGAUGGGAGUCCCCAGACUUCAGCCCAGGCUAGAGUACCUCCUCCACCCACCAUGCCUGUACCCCCAAUCCCCACACCAGUGGUGCCAGAACCAGACGAUGCACGGCCACCAGCGAUCAAAUUUUUACUCAGGACAGAUUUCUUUCCUCUUUUACAGCAAAAUGAUAGGGCAAUGGCUGAAUACAAUAGAAAUGGCACUUUAAAGCAUAUGAUACACAAAACACGUAGAGAUUCCAAAAACUUUUACAGAUAUCAGCAUAAUCGUGAUUUGGUAGCUUUUAUUAACCUGUUUUCUGAUAGCAGUAAAGAAAUGCCUCCUAAUUGGGAAAUGAAGUUUGACAGGGGAGGCAAGAUGUUUUUCAUAGAUCACAAUAAAAGAUUAACAACAUUCCUAGAUCCCAGACUACCUACAGAUGUCCCUCCUAUAAAUACAGAUUUCUUACAUUCAAAUCUUUUUACUGGCAGAAAUCGUGGAGUUAGGGUGGUUGAUGAUUCACCAAGAAAUCAUAGUUCAGGAUCUUCACAAGCACGACCUCCUGUACAAGAACCAGAUGUUCCCACAACUUACAAUGAAAAAGUAGUAUCUUUUCUGAGGCAGCCAAAUGCAAGUGACAUUUUAAAAGAAAAAUACCCAACCUAUGCAUCAACUUCUAAAUUAAGAGACAAAGUGAAUAAAAUCCAGUCUGGUGGUACGGAGGCACUGGAGAGAAUGUGCAAUGACUUGGAUCUUAUCUUAUUGUUAAGUGUUUUUGAGAAUGAUAUUAUGUCUUACAUCCCCUCCCAGCUGUUACAACCUCCAAGGGCUGAUUCUCCAGUAGAAGCCAGUCAAGGAUCCCCAAAUAUUCAAAGAAUACGAGUACAUGCUCCACAGAAGAGAGAUUUUCAAGCAAAGUUACGCAAAUUCUACAAACAAUUAGAAACCAAAGGCUAUGGACAAGGCCCAUCCAAAUUAAAAUUAAUGGUCAGAAGAGAUCAUGUUUUAGAGGAUGCUUUUAAUAAAAUAAUGUCCACACCAAAGAAAGAUCUGAUGAAAAGUAAACUUUACAUUACUUUUGUUGGAGAAGAAGGGUUGGAUUAUGGUGGUCCUGCUAGAGAAUUUUUCUUCCUGUUAUCUCGAGAAUUGUUUAAUCCCUAUUAUGGCCUGUUUGAAUACUCAGCUAAUGAUACCUACACUGUACAAGUCAGUCCUAUGUCUACCAUUGUAGAAAACCAUCAUGAAUGGUUUCGAUUUGCUGGGAGAGUACUUGGACUAGCUGUGGUUCAUCAAUAUUUACUGGAUGCUUUCUUUACCAGACCUUUCUAUAAAGCUUUAUUGAGAAUACAAUGGUCACUGGGUGAUGUUGAGACUUUAGAUGCAGAAUUUCACCAGAGUUUAUUAUGGAUUAAAGAGAAUGAUAUUACUGAGCUGGAUAUGGAUCUGACAUUUUCUGUUAAUGAAGAAGUUUUUGGACAGGUUACAGAGAGGGAAUUAAAACCAAAUGGAAAAACAUUGGCUGUAACAGAGAGAAAUAAAAAAGAAUACAUAGAAAAGAUGGUAAAAUGGAGGUUAGAAAGAGGUGUUACAGAACAGACAGAAAGUGUAGUUAGGGGAUUUAAUGAGGUUUUAGACAGUCGUAUGGUAGCUAUGUAUGAUGCUAGAGAACUAGAACUGGUUAUAGCGGGAACAGUGGAGAUCGAUGUAAAAGACUGGAGGAGAAACACAGAAUAUAGAUCUGGCUACCAUGACCAACAUCCAGUUAUACAGUGGUUCUGGCAGGCUAUAGAAAAGUUUGACAAUGAACGCAGACUUCGUCUCUUACAGUUUGUUACUGGGACAUCUAGCAUACCAUAUGAGGGAUUUUCUGCUUUAAGAGGUAGUAAUGGACCUAGAAAGUUUUGCAUAGAGAAAUGGGGUCGUACCACCAGUCUUCCAAGAGCCCAUACUUGCUUCAAUAGAGUUGAUCUUCCCCCAUACACUUCAUUUGACAUGUUAUAUGAGAAACUGGUGACUGCAGUGGAGGAAACAAGCACCUUUGGAAUAGAGUGAAGAAGACAUCUACUGGUAUAAACUAUUAAUCAUCUAGUGCAAUAUAGGAAGUGGUGGACUUCAGUAAUCAUAUCAAUAUUAUUGCUGCACAAAUAGUUGACUUUCAAACUACCCAAUAUGUGCCAAUAGAUAUAGAUAAAUCUAUCUUCACAUUAUUUACCUUGCCAGGGCUUCACACUUGUCAAUUACAGUUAAAUCAUAUUUUAAUUUUGUUGGAAUUAAAUCAUGAACAAAUUUAACAAAGUUAUUUGAGACUUAAAAUGUGAAUGUCAUUUAACUUUUAAUUGACUUUAUGACUGAAUAUUCACCACUGAAACUAAGAAGCAAGGAAUUAUAAGUAAUACCAUGUAACUUUACAUUUAGAAAUGAACAAAGGUUUCUUGCAAUGUAGUUGCUAUAUUUAUAUUUUCUUAGAUAGAUAAAUACAAUAUUAUAUGUAUACAUAUAUAUAUUUACAAUCUUUUUGGGACCUAAUCAUAAGUUUACCAGAAUGAAGACAUUAAAACUAUACACUACUAUUUUUAAAUGUCAAAAUACUGGCUUUAAGUUAGCACAAUAGAAUUUUUGGAAAAAGAAACUUGGUUUGCUUUAAAAGCUGUUUUCUUUGUUAUUUUUUAAGAUAUGAAGACAAGAAAAGGUACUUAAUGUACGGAGAAGCACAAAGCUUUGAAAUACUAUACGAAAAUAUUAGAUAGGUACCAUAUUUCAAGAAGCUUUUUUUCUUUUGUAAUUUCCGAUUUUCCAAAUCAUCAUUUUCCAAGACAGUGCCCCAAAUUUGUAAUAUCAUUUACCACAAUUUUUUAAUUGCUGGAUCUUUUUUUGCUUAAAUGAACUUUUUAAUCCCAAAUAGUCAAAAUCGAUUUAUUUUUUAACUGAAUCUUUUGAAUCACCAAAAGUUAAAAACCUGAGAAACACUUCUGUCAAAUUUUUUAUCCUGUCUCUGAUAAAAUGAACCUCUCUCAAGUUGUUCGGUAAUUUUAUACUUUUGUUAAAACAAAAAGUUCCAUAUAUAUUUAAUCAUUUAGAAACAUGUUGAUAGGAUGCCAAUUUACCUACACUUAGUUUUGAAAAUUGGUCUGUGCUAUCUCUCCUUUAAUCUGGUACUUCAUUUUUCAUUUAAUAUGCUCUAAAAUAAGACAGUUAUUUGUAAUAUUAUUAUAAUGACAUACUACGGUCAACUUGCUGAUUUUUUAAAACAAUAAAAUAUUAAAGAAUAUUAAGAGAGUACACACUUUGACCCAAAUACAUUGUACUCUUCUACCAACAAGUAGGUAAGGUCAAAAUAUCUUAAGAAAAUUUAAGUAGGUGAACAUUGAAGUUUGUUUUGUUUUUCAGAUUUGGUGAUUCAAAAGUUCAAACUUUUAUAUACUUUU